GACCUGCGGCGAGAUCACGACUGCGGAGUCCCACCGAAAAGUGGCCCCUGCAGAAUGCUCCCUCACUUCUUGGUGCUCUGCCUCCUGCACUCAGUGCAAGCCACCGAGGGCCCCGAGAGCGGCGGGGACAACCAGAGCCUGGAGGCGGCGCUCGCCGCGCCCAACGCCUCUCACUUCUUCUCCUGGAACAACUACACCUUUUCGGACUGGCAGAACUUUGUGGGCAGGAGGAGGUACGGGGCCGAGUCCCAGGACCCCACGGUGAAAGCCCUGCUCAUCGUGGCUUACUCCUUCAUCAUCAUCUUCUCGCUCUUUGGGAACGUCUUGGUGUGUCAUGUCAUCUUCAAGAACCAGAGAAUGCACUCGGCCACCAGCCUCUUCAUUGUCAACCUGGCUGUCGCUGACAUCAUGAUCACACUCCUCAACACACCUUUCACUUUGGUCCGAUUUGUGAACAGCACAUGGGUGUUUGGGAAGGGCAUGUGCCACGUCAGCCGCUUCGCCCAGUACUGCUCCCUGCACGUCUCAGCACUGACACUGACAGCCAUUGCUGUGGACCGCCAUCAGGUCAUUAUGCAUCCGCUUAAACCCCGGAUCUCAAUCACAAAAGGCGUCAUCUACAUCGUUGUCAUCUGGACCAUGGCUACGUUCUUUUCGCUCCCACAUGCUAUCUGCCAGAAAUUAUUUACCUUCAAGUAUAGUGAGGACGUCAUCCGCUCCCUAUGCCUACCAGACUUCCCUGAGCCUGCUGACCUCUUCUGGAAGUACCUGGACCUGGCCACCUUCAUCCUGCUGUACAUCCUACCCCUCUUCAUCAUCUCGGUGGCCUAUGCCCGAGUGGCCAAGAAGCUGUGGCUGUGCAACACAAUUGGUGACGUGACUACCGAGCAGUACCUUGCCCUGAGGCGUAAGAAGAAGAAGACUAUCAAGAUGCUGAUGCUGGUGGUGGUUCUUUUUGCCCUCUGCUGGUUCCCCCUUAACUGCUAUGUCCUCCUCCUAUCCAGCAAGGUCAUCCGCACCAACAAUGCCAUCUAUUUUGCCUUCCACUGGUUCGCCAUGAGCAGCACCUGCUACAACCCUUUCAUCUACUGCUGGCUCAAUGAGAACUUCAGGGUUGAGCUGAAGGCAUUACUGAGCAUGUGCCAAAGGCUGCCCAAGCCUCAGGAGGACAGGCCACCCUCCCCUGUUCCUUCUUUCAGGGUGGCAUGGACAGAAAAGAGCAACAACCAGAGGGCCCCACUAGCCAAUAACCUGCCGCCCUCCUGUCACCUCCAGUCUGGGAAGACAGACCUGUCGUCUGUGGAGCCCAUUGUGGCAAUGAGUUAG
Molecule: messenger RNA, 1326 nt
Organism: Orycteropus afer afer
Lineage: Eukaryota; Metazoa; Chordata; Mammalia; Tubulidentata; Orycteropodidae
Gene: GPR83
Product: G protein-coupled receptor 83
Biological process (GO): neuropeptide signaling pathway
Cellular component (GO): membrane
Molecular function (GO): neuropeptide Y receptor activity
Source: RefSeq, a predicted model, not a curated record